AUGUGGCAGCACGCUCGCCGCCACAUCGACUGGCUCCAGGAGGACUCCCAGGCCCGGGCGGAGGCCUGGGACAGGACUUGGGGCCUGGGCCGAAUGCCCCGCCGGCGUGGGAACGGCCCAAUUUCGUACGCCGAGCACGCGCCCGGGAUCCAUCGGCGGGACCCAUACUACCUGGCACGCCUGGGGCCCUGGUCGAGGGUGAUCCGCCCUGCCAGCCCCCACCUCGACGACGGGAUCGCGGACUGCGGUCGCCGCGUCGAACAGCGCCGCCGGGCCUUAUGUACUGGGCCCCGCCCCCCGCCGAGCAGGGCGGGCUUCCUUGGAGGUGGUGCGUGGUCUGCUGGUGCGGCCGCAACCUCAGCCGAGCCGGGUCGACGACGAGGUGGUCAGCGAGCUGGAGUGACGCCGGGCCGCGUCGCCGGGAGUGCCUUGGUUGUCGCCUUCGGCUGUCAGGGCUACCUUGCGACUGGGUCGCAGCUGCCUGCCCUUAGACUGGUCAUGGCCGCGCCGUCGUCUUCGACCGCCGCCCUCGUCGACUUCCGCACCUUGGCGGCCGAGUCUGGAGCGGGGGACGUCGUGGUGAGAUACGUGGGGGCUCGAGGCCUGGCCCGCACGGCCACCCUCGCCCUGGUGGAGCCAAACCCGACGAGGUUCGAGGCCACCGUGGUUGACCCGCUCCUGGCUGGCUUCCGCGCUAGGACACAGUGGGAGGCCUGGUCCGCCCAGAUGGCGGCGGCCAUCGGGGCGAUCCCGCCUCCGUCUCCUUCGGCAUCGGCCCUGCCUGCCUUGUCCUUCCCCACGAGACGCCUGGCAGGGGCGGACGCGGUACUCGCCAGGAUCUACCGCGAGCACACCGUCUCUAAGUCCUACACGCCGCUCCUGCUGGGCGAGAUUUUGGAGGCCGGAUCCCUCCACAUCGUCGGGGGAAGCCUCGUUGCCGCGGACGACAAGCGGCCGUGGGAGCCUCGCGGCGUCAUGUCCGUCUUGGACGGGCUGGAGGCGGUGCGCCUGGCCUGGAUCCUGACCACAGUCAGGGUCACCGCCGACAUCAUGGCAGACACCUCCUCCUGGCUGGAGGCCAUGGCCACGCCGCCUCGGCCUGAGCCCAAGAAGCCCGCCAGGCCACAGCCGCCUCCUAAGGCCGAGCCGGACCAAGGGGCGGACUGGACCCCCCCUGCCCAGAAGUGGCAGCGCACGGGAAAGGGCAAGAAGGGGCAGAAAGGCCAGAAGGGCGGCAAGAAAGGAAACAAGGGCGCCGGGAAGGGCCAAGAACGCCAACGUCGUCAGGAUGAGCAGCGCCGCGACCAGGCCUGGGACGACUUGGUGGGCGUCGUCGUCCUGGAGCUCUGGCUACGCCCAACCGCCCGGAGAGGCGGUCCAUCAUCGUCCUCUUUCGAUGGCAUCGGCGCGUCCCACUGGCUGGUGGCCAAGGCCUUCGGGAGGCCCCUGCUCGCUGUUUCCUGGGAGGUCGACCGGGCAUGCAAGGCGCUGGUGCAGAAGGCCAUGCCCUGGGUGGAGCACAGGGGCGAAGUUACCCGGGACUCGCCUGGGAACGUGGCCGACCUCAUUAUGGACGCCGACCCCGACGCCCUCGCCUUGAUCGUCUGGUGCGCGGCGCCGCCGUGCCAGGACUUCUCUCGGAUUGGCCAGGGAGAAGGUCAUCAGGGAGACAGGGGCAGGCUUUUCCAGGACUCCGUCAAGUUCAUGCACGAGCUCCGCGCCAGGGAGAACGUCGACAUGGACCAGGCGGCCGCCAAGGUGAUCUCGGACGGGCUCGGGGUCCAGCCGGUCUUCGCCUGCCCGUCCGAUUUCGGCUGGGUGUCCAGGCCGCGCCUGUGGUGGACCAGCGUGGACUGGACCAGGUUCCAGGUCGAUCCAGACGACGGGGCGGCGCUGGAGUGGGCCGAGAAGGGCAGAUGGGAGCGCCUGCGCCUGGCCUCCGCCAGGCCGUCGGCAGUCGAGGCCAUGCUCCAGGACAGCCAGGGCGUCCUGCGCCCGGCGUUGGAGCCGGCCCUCUCGACGCUUAUUGACCUCCGACACGACCUUUGCCGCAUCCGGCGGGAGGUCAUCGCGGAGCUCCUCGUCCUGGUGGAGGAGCGCGAGGACGACACCCGGGCCCUUCCAGGGGCCAACCUGGGCCUGCUCCGCGACCUCGGCUACCCCGCAACCGCGGACCUUGAGGAGGACCUGCGCCUGGGCUUUGACAUGUUGGGGCCGGUCCGGCGAGAAUCCGCCUUACGUCGCGGCCAAGUGUUCCAGGGGGCGCGCCGGCGUUCACACAGCAGCCCUCUUGGAGGAGCUGGUGCAAGAGGCGGCCGCCUGGGCCCGGUCACCGGCCCUUGCGCCGCUCCCGACCACUGGUCCGUGGCAACCUCGGCGCUGCCCUGGACGGCUGACAUGCGCACCUUGCGCCAGCCCCCACUGGGCGACUGCUUCGCCGCCCUCUCCUUCGCCAUCUGCCAGGUCGACGAGAACGGGGACCUCAAACUACGCCGGGGCGAAGAUUGGCGUCGGCCGGGCCACAACGCCACCAUGAGCGCCGAGGACGUCCCCACCCACCACUUCCUGGGCGACAUCGUCGACUUCAUCCUGGCCGCCUGGUGCGAGGGUUGGGACCCGAAGGUUUUCGGCCAUGACCUUCAGAACGCCUACCGCCAGUGGGCGGUGCGUUGCCCUGGUCAUUGCGGGAC
Molecule: messenger RNA, 2690 nt
Organism: Symbiodinium sp. CCMP2456
Lineage: Eukaryota; Dinophyceae; Suessiales; Symbiodiniaceae
Source: the annotation of a GenBank genome assembly